Messenger RNA from Mya arenaria, 2178 nucleotides. RefSeq lists its product as uncharacterized. Bases 1 to 2178 code for a protein of 725 amino acids. The transcript has 8 exons. The record is from RefSeq and is a predicted model, not a curated record. Lineage: Eukaryota; Metazoa; Mollusca; Bivalvia; Myida; Myidae.
AUGAAGAAGAGCAUAUCAUGUAAUAGAAUAGCUGAGGAAUCCGCUGGUGGAGCAGACUGUAAAAGAAUAGCUGAGGUACUUGAUGGUGAAGCAGACUAUGAUACAAUAGCUGUGGUACCUGAUGAUUAUAAUGGAAUAGCUGAGGUAUCUGAUGGUGAAGCAGACUGUAAUGGAAUUGCUGAGGUAUCUUUUGGUGCAUCAGACUGUAAUAGAAUAGCUGAGGUAUCUGAUAAUGAAGCAGACUGUAAUGUAAUAGCUGAGGUAUCUGAUGGUGAAGUAGACUGUAAUGGAAUUGCUGAGGUAUCUGAUGGUGCAGCAGACUGUAAUAGAAUAUCUGAGGUAUCUGAUUAUGAAGUAGACUGUAAUGGAAUAGCUGAGGUAGCUGAUGGUGAAGCAGACACUAAGGUACCUGAUGGUGGAUUAGACUUCUAUAGAAAAGCUGAGGAACCUGAUGGUGGAGCAGACUGUAAUAGUAUAGCUGAGGAACCUGGUGGUGAAGCAGGCUGUAAUAGAAUAGCUGAGGUACCUGAUGCAUACUGUUACAGAAUAGCUGAGGUACCUGAUGGUGGAUCAGACUGUAAAAUAAUAGCUAAGGUACCUGGUGGAUCAAAUUCCUAUAGAAUAGCUGAGGUACCUGAUGGUGGAUCAGACUGUAAUAGAAUAAGUGAGGAACCUGAUGGUGCUGCAGACUGUAAAAGAAUAGCUGAAGUUCUUGAUGGUGGUGUAGAGUGUACUAAUAUAAUAGCUGAGGUUUCUGAUGGUGAAGUAGACUGUUAUAGAAUAGCUGAAGUACCUGAUGGUGGAGCAGACUGUAAAAUAAUAGCUGAGGUACUCGAUGGUAGAUCUGACUGUUAUAGAAUAGCUGAGGUACCUGAUGGUGAAACAGACUGUAAUAGAAUAGCUGGAGCAGACAGUAAUAGAAUAGCUGUGGAACCUGAUGGUGAAACAGACUGUAAAAGAAUAGCUGAGGUACUUGAUGGUAGAGCGGAUGUUAUAGAACAGCUGAGAAUAGCUGAGGUACCUGGCAGUGGAGCAGACAGCAAAAGUGUAGCUGAGGUGCAUGAUGGUGGAGCAGACUUUAAAAGAAUAGCUGAGUUACUUGAUGGCGGAGCAGCCUGUGUAAUUAACGCUUACUUACCUGAUGGUGGAUCAGGCUGUUAUCGACAGCUGAGGUACCUGCUGGUACCUGAUGGUGGAUCAGACGGCUAUAAAAUAGCUGAGGUUUCUGAUGGUGGAGCAGACCGCAAAAGAAAAGCUGAGGUACCCGAUAAUGGAUCAGACUGUUAUAGAAUAGCUGAGGAGCCUGACGGUGUAGCCAACUCUGAAGUACCUGAUGGUGGAGCAGAAUGUAAUAGAUUAGCUGAUGUACCUGAUGGUGAAGCAGACUGUAAUCGAAUAGCUGAGGUACAUGAUGAUGGAACAGAAUGUAAUAGAUUAGCUGAUGUACCUGAUGGUGAAGCAGACUGUAAUCGAAUAGCUGAAGUACCUGAUGGUGGAGCAGAAUGUAAUAGAUUAGCUGAUGUACCUGAUGAUGGAGCAGAAUGUAAUAGAUUAGCUGAUGUACCUGAUUGUGAAGCAGACUGUAAUAGAUUAGCUGAAGUACCUGAUGGUGAAGCAGAACCUAAUAGAUUAGCUGAUGUACCUGAUGGUGGAGCACAAUGUAAUAGAUUAGCUGAUGUACCUGAUGGUGAAGCAGACUGUAAUCGAAUAGCUGAAGUACCUGAUGGUGAAGCAGAAUGUAAUGGAUUAGCUGAUGUACCUGAUGGUGAAGCAGAACCUAAUAUAUUAGCUGAUGUACCUGAUGGUGGAGCACAAUGUAAUAGAUUAGCUGAUGUACCUGAUGGUGAAGCAGACUGUAAUCGAAUAACUGAAGUACCUGAUGGUGGAGCAGAAUGUAAUGGAUUAGCUGAUGUACCUGAUGGUGGAACACAAUGUAAUAGAUUAGCUGAUGUACCUGAUGGUGAAGCAGACUGUAAUCGAAUAGCUGAAGUACCUGAUGGUGGAGCAGAAUGUAAUGGAUUAGCUGAUGUACCUGAUGGUGAAGCAGGCUGUAAUCGAAUUGCUGAGGUGCAUGAUGAUGGAGCAGACUGUAAUCGUAUAGCUGAAGUACCUGAUGGUGGAGCAGACUGUUAUCGAAUAGCUGAGGUAGCUGAUGGUGGAUCAGAAAGCUAUCGAUAA